Hypomesus transpacificus is the source of this 1016-nucleotide messenger RNA. RefSeq names its product tRNA-yW synthesizing protein 5 (gene tyw5). Lineage: Eukaryota; Metazoa; Chordata; Actinopteri; Osmeriformes; Osmeridae. The record is from RefSeq and is a predicted model, not a curated record.
AAAUGAAGUUAUGGAAGUCCAAAAGAAAGUUCCUGUUCCUGUCUACUGUGACAUGGAUGAGGACGGUUUUGCGCGAGAGAUAUAUCCGAUGGUGAAGCGAGGACCAGCUGUGCUGAGAGGGGUGGGUCUCGGACCAUGCCUGGAAAAGUGGACGGUCGAGUACCUUAUACAGAUAGGCGGAAACAGAGAUGUGAAGGUUCAUGUGUCCACUCUACCCUGGAUGGACUUCCUCGGGAAAAACUUUGUAUAUAGGACACUUCCAUUUGAUGAAUUUGUCAAAAGGGCAGCUGAAACGAAGCACUCAGACUUUUUCCUCAGUGAGGUCAGUAAGACAAGUGGUAUUUAUCUACGUACACUGGGAGAGGAUAGUAGGAAGGAUGUGGCUGACCUGGGUAAACAGUUCCCUUCCCUGGCACAGGACUUCCACAUUCCCCAGGUCUUCCAACCCGACCAGUUCUUCUCCAGUGUUUUCCGCAUCAGCUCUCCUGGCUUGCAGUUUUGGACACACUAUGAUGUGAGCACCGCCUUGUGGUUCCACAACACGCUGGUUGAGUUCGGAGUGGGUGUCAACGUGUUCUGGCACCACUGGCCAGCGGAGAGCUACGACAGGAAAGACCCGCAUGGGAACAGAGACCCGGAGCCUGCUAGGCGGGCCCUGCAGGUGGAGAGAGCUCCGAGCGCCCUGGACCAGCUGCCUCCAGACCAGCGGGACUUCUACGGCCGGCGCAUCCAGCAUACUCAGCCCCACCUGCAAUGGAGAACACAGACCCCUGACAGACUGGAUGUUGGGAUGGGCCCCUCACAGAUCCAGACUGGUGCAGCAGCUAGCUUCAGGGAUAUCUGGAGCUGCAGAAGCCCUGGAUUUCUAGUUCAGAAGUGGAAAUGUUUUCCUGCUCGACAGAAACGAUCACAGAAACUCCUGUACUGUGUUACUGCUCAUGCAGGCGUUUUACGUUGCCCAACGCUUCUUUAAAUGGUUGAGACAACCAACCCCGUACAUCAUUUUACCUGAGGAA